Effrenium voratum is the source of this 888-nucleotide messenger RNA. The record is from the annotation of a GenBank genome assembly. Lineage: Eukaryota; Dinophyceae; Suessiales; Symbiodiniaceae.
AGCAAAUUGCCCAGAUACGAUUCGCUGACUGCCAGUGUGGCGUGAGCUGAUGGAGUAAUUGGCCAUGAACAGUCGCCCCAGCUCCAGCUCUCGUCUGGGCCACACCUCCCCGCCCCUGGCACGCGCCGGCGCCACCGGCGCCACCUCGCCGCCCUGGGCGGCCGCGAGUUUGGGCAGCUGCGGGCACACGUCCCCGCCCUUCCGGCCGGGCGUCGCAUCGCCAGGCCGUCCAGGAGCUCUGUCGCCACCCAGGCUGAUCCGUGCUCCCGACGCCUCCAGUCGCGCCAGCCUGGAGAGCGGCGCGCUGGGCAGCGGGCUAGGUGCAUCCUACAGCAUCCAGAGCCUGCUCUCCACCGACAGUGGGCCGGCCGCCCGGCUGCCCCCCAAGAGCCACGGUGCGGCACUGGGCCAGGUGCUACAAGCUCCUGUAGCGCCACAGUUGCCGGCCUUGGUGCCGCCCUUGCCCCGCGCUUCAGCUCCAGGCAUCGUUGCGGCCUCUGGUGUCCCUCCGGCGCCGCUCUUCGGCAGGAUGCUGCGCCCAGACGUCCGGGCGGAAGAGGCGGCACCCCCGGUGGUCGCCAAACCCAUGUGGAUCAUCGAAGAGGUCAUCGACUUCGACGCUGCGGAGGAAGAUGAGGAGGCCUCCGGAGGUUUGGAGCAGAUGUGCCAGCCCAAGAUGUUCCGCUCUGACCUGCUGGAGGGAUGCUUCUUCUGGAACUGCACGGAGGACGAGAUCAGAGUCAAGGACUGAAGUCGGGCGGGGCUCCAGCGAGCGUUGCAGACUGGAACGCCUCCAUGCCGGACGUCUUGCGGAUGGGCGGCAAGCAAAAUGCUCGAACUCUUGUCGGCCAAUCCACUCAGGAAGCAAGUUGUCGUGCAAACCUCUAG